AUGUUGUUCCUAAGUAAUGUAUUAUUUAGAUCCAGAAGCAAAAGGGUUCAUGUGAAUUUAAUUUCUUCAUGUGCAAGCAAUUACAUUUACUCCACAUAUAUCUCCCCUACCAAAUCCAAGUUCCGAUUGUCCCUGAGGAAACAUGACCCCGUUGUUAACCGUCAUGUCAUGUUCUACCAAAAACAUAUGAAAUCUAAAUCGAAAAAAAAGCUAACAAUGCAUGGGAUUAAUUACGCCCGUUUUACAGGAAAAAACAAAAACCUGAGACCACUCCUAAAAAGGGUUGAAAAGUCCUACCUAUACGGAAAAUUCAACAAACUCAUAGAUAGCACGUACAGGAGUCUACCAAGGAUGAGCUGA
Plasmodium gonderi is the source of this 360-nucleotide messenger RNA. RefSeq names its product 50S ribosomal protein L33. Bases 1 to 360 code for a protein of 119 amino acids. Gene Ontology annotation, biological process: translation. The transcript is spliced from 4 exons. The record is from RefSeq and is a predicted model, not a curated record. Gene Ontology annotation, cellular component: ribosome. Lineage: Eukaryota; Apicomplexa; Aconoidasida; Haemosporida; Plasmodiidae. Gene Ontology annotation, molecular function: structural constituent of ribosome.